AUGGCUGGAUAUUCGAACGAGGAAUGGAUUAGGGUUGAGCUGGAGCGGCAGGAGAGAGAAGAACUAAUCGAAGAGUGUUCCACCGAAGAAAGUAAAGAGGACGAUGCCUCUUUGCUAAAUGAUGACAACGUUCCCGAUGAGUUCUUUGCUGAAGAUGACGAUGAAGCAGAUCUAUUUCUACCCCAGAUUCCGUUAGAUUCGGACUCUCAUGACGAUAGAGAAUUUCUUCCGGAAAAAGAUGGAUAG
Parnassius apollo (apollo) is the source of this 246-nucleotide messenger RNA. The record is from the annotation of a GenBank genome assembly. Lineage: Eukaryota; Metazoa; Arthropoda; Insecta; Lepidoptera; Papilionidae.